Molecule: messenger RNA, 1124 nt
Organism: Parathielavia appendiculata
Lineage: Eukaryota; Fungi; Ascomycota; Sordariomycetes; Sordariales; Chaetomiaceae
Exons: 3
Coding region: 217-1050 (277 amino acids)
Source: RefSeq, a predicted model, not a curated record
AGCGGCGAAACCGGAAAUCGACCAACCAGUCCCCCGCUUGGGCUGCUCGGACAGUUGGUGACGGCGCGACACGGAAGCGGCGCGAGUAAGACAAAGUAUCAAUCGCAACGUUUUCGCGGGAACAUACCUUCGUUGUCUGGGACGUCACUACCGUGCCUCGUGUUCGUUGUCGGAUUUCAACCUUGGUGCCGUUUUCAGAAGUCAUACGGAGGCGCGAUGGAAGUUGGAUGCGACUGGUCAUGCAAUUCAAGGCCCAGCCUCACGUUUCGGUUUCGGCAAAUUCGGGAAACGCCGCUACGACAAGUGCGCCUUGACUUUCCUUGCGCGAUUUCUCGCCAACCUCAAAAAGAGCAGACCAUCCUGUUCCUACUCCAGCACCUUGCUGUCCCUCUGGACAGUUCUUUCGCAUUGCUUGCUGAAGUCGCCCAAUGGCCCAACGAGAACAGCUCAGCCUCCCAGGCCCGUCGUGUUAUGGCGCGGUGUGGACGACAUGUUUGGCGGAGUGAGCCAAUACUAACAUAUGGGUCAAUUUUGGCGUUUGUAAUAUACAAGUCGACGGAAGGCACUGGGCCGCUUGUAACGAACGACCUUGUGAAUCCAAUGGCUUCAUUCCGACUUAAGUCCACGUUUGCGGGUGUCAGAUGCAGGCAUGCUGCGGUAACCGCCGAGGCAGUAGGGCUGAAUUCGGGGAUUUUUGCAGCUCCCGCCAACUCUUUUCUGUCCCGGGAACUGCAUGCAUCGUCUGUGGUGCCGCCCGACCCGUGUCGGUGCGUGCAACCGGACAAUGGAAAGCUGUUUCGCAACACGGGGAUCGCUCCAACCCGUUUCUUCGGCGCCAAACCGACGGUAGGUACUUCGCCGAGCACCGACCGGACGUUGCAUGCAGGCUCGCUGCCGUCGGAGUGGCGCCCGGGGACGAGCAGCCGCCAGUACUUGUCUAGAAGCCGAGAUGGUUUCGAAGUUGCUUCUUCGCAUACCAGCCGGUUGUCACAUGCCUCAAACCUCAACUCACCAUCAUACCAUUAUGAGCACCGUAUCACGGUUAUAUAAGCGUCCCGGAGUAUGUUGUUCCAACGGAAUGGCUCGAAGUUUGCGGGCUGUGCCCUAGCUUGCGCCUCACGUUU